Messenger RNA from Porites evermanni, 11682 nucleotides. The record is from the annotation of a GenBank genome assembly. Lineage: Eukaryota; Metazoa; Cnidaria; Anthozoa; Scleractinia; Poritidae.
AUGCUAUCUGUCGCACUGCUUCCCUACAGUCUUGAAACAGUCUUAGUCAUGGCUUUAUUCUAUAACUUACUGUGUCUAUCCCAAUUAAGGUACUACAUGCAUGGAGCCUGCAGAGAAGGAGAGAAUUGUCAGUAUUCACAUGAUUUAAAAGAUAAACCUUCCAUGGUAGGUUCUUAGAACUGCAGCGUGGGUUUUAGUAUAUGCAGACAUGGGUACAAUUUUUUUUAAAAUUAUGGUCAACUACGCCGUAACAAUAAUGGUAUAUUGUUAGAGAGGCCUCGGCUAAGAACGAAGAAGUCUUUGGGAGAUCGCGCGUUAUCAAUGGCUGCCCCCUUUUUAUGGAACAGUCUUCCUCUGCCAAUAAGACAGGAAACAUCAAUCGACUCUUUUAAACGCUCUGUUAAAACAUAUCUAUUUAAGAAGGCUUUUAGUUAGAUUAUUUAUUUAUUUAUUUAUUUUUAAAUAUUGUAAUUUUACCGGGUAAUUUUACUGGUUUUUAAUUUUGUUAUUAAUAAUAUUGUAAUGCGCUUUUGAGUAUUUUUAUAGAAAAAGCGCAAUAUAAGUAUUAAAUAUUAAUAUUAUUAUUAUUGUCAUGAUCCUAUCAGUAUAUAGAACGUGACAUGAUGAAUUCCAAGACCUUGGUAUAACAAACAAUAUCUUUCACUCCACUUACUGUAAAUUGAUAGGGCAGAACUCUUAUGAAAUACUCUAGUUUUAAUAAGCCCAGGUGCCUAGAUCCUUGGCUCUAUAGGGAUUCCCUGUUUUUUGCUCUGAUUUCUCUGAUUUCUCCAAAUUCCCAGGUAAAAGGUGAUUAUUAACUUGUAUUUUUGCCCAAACUUUAGGUCUGUAAGUAUUACCUUCAAGGAGCCUGUUCUUAUGGAAGCAGUUGCCGUUUUGAUCAUGUGAAGCCACCAUCUGCAAGGUUUCUAUGUAAUUUCUAUUAUUUCUAAGUGCAAAAUUGCCAUGGACAGACAUUUGGUUUAUUGACACUUCAUGUUAUUGUCUAUCCCAUGUGACAAAUAAUAUACUUAGGUUUGCCAAUGCUGGCAGGGUAACUGCAACAGUGUAUGGUGCCAAUUACUGCGGGCCUGUAACAGUAGUCCCUUCCCCCACCUCAACAAGGACUACAUCCUCCAUUCUUUACAAACAGUGUGUGCUGUUCUUUAAUGUCCCAUGCAUCUGCAAGGGUUGUGAGACAGGGACUACAGUUUGUCGUCCUUAUCUGAGAAGACUGGAAAGUCUAAUCAUUUGCAAAUGCACUUUCAGCAACCAGCAGCCUUUUUCUCGGUAGACCGGCGCUUUUCCAGACUGAGCUAACCUUGCGGUGUUUGGCAACUUAAGAUGUGAUCUGUGCAUUCUGUUCUGCAGUUUGUACAUUGUAUUUCUUAGUAGAUUUGAAAAAUCGUGUGGCUCAGCUAUGCCGACCUUCCAUUUCUAAAAAUCUGCUCUCUUUUUAUCAAAACAUUAUGCUUUAUCUUGUCACAGAAUCUCUCUUCCUCCUUCCCUUAGCAAAUUAAUAAAGCUUCAAAUUUUGUGGAUCCAAACUGCAUGUAACAAUAUUACUUACUUUAAGGUGGCUGAACACAGUUUUGACAUUUUGCGAGUAUAUGUCAUUUGCCAAAUCAUGGCAAGAGAAAGGUUGCAGCUCACAAGCUGAAACUUCAAUGGCAAGUGAAAAAUAUACUGAUUGAAGAUUUUGAUUGACAAGUAAAAUUUGACGUUUUCGUAGUUUCCAUGGCAACAUGAACGAUUGAAUACAACCUUAAAAUUUCACUUUUGCUCAGUUUACAUAAAAUUCACUCAUUAGAUUUUCCUAUAAACUUGCACACAGGUUACUAUAAUAUUAUUAAUCAUUACCAUUUGAAACUUAUUUGACCAAUUUUGAACAGACGGGUUUUUAGACAAUCAAUAAUAUUAUUGUACUGUAAUUAUUAUUAGUAAAUGUGUCACAAAAUUUGUCUGUUCAACUUCCAUUUUGAAGCUCUCAUUAUUUGAAUCACGAUAAAAGUAAAAAUUCUGCCAAACAUCACAAAACUUUAAUGAGUAGAAUUUGAGAAAUCUUCUUCUGUGUACCAUUGCUUUUUCCCUUCCAUGUUUGUUUGUCUAAUUUAAAACACACGCUAUCACGUGAGUUACCGCUGACCGCCCGAAAAACUGUGUUCACCCACCUUAAACAACCAUUGGAUGAGGUUUUUGUGAUAUCUGGAAUAAUCAAGGUUUACAUAGGUGUUAUCAGCCUUGGCCUUUGGCUCGGCUGAUAACACUUACCAAGACCUUGAUUAUUUAGGAUAUCACAAACCUCAAUCUAAUAAUUGUUUUAUUAUAUAUUGUUUUGGAGAAAAUAACGACAAACACACCGUCGCAAGGAACCUGAGUUGAUAUUGCUAUUGGAAUUCAUGCAUUGUGCCUGUGAUGUACAGAUUAGUCAGUUAUCUGUAGGUUGUGCUGAUGAGUGCAAUGUAUAAUAAUACUUAUUAGCAACACCAACAAUGUUUUCCUUUGCUAAUGUAUCACCAUUUGAGCAGACACACAGACAUAGAGCUACAUAUACUAGUUUCUCUUUGUUGGAGGGACUAUGUUACUACAAUGUCUUCUAUUUGUACAGGACAAAGAGUGCUUCUGGCCCUAAACCAGUACCUUUAUUACCACGAAACAGAGAAGAAAAUAAAGAGAACCAUACGGUACUAAAAAUGACUAUAUAUAGACUAAUCUUCUAGUCAUACAAUAUACAAGCAGUAUAGCGUGGUCACAUGUCACAGAAUAUUUCUUUUAAAGCUUUGGGGGUCAGGCUAUUGUUUAUUAUUAUUGGGAAAAGUCUCAAUUGAAAAUGCAAUAAUUGCAUUGCAAAUGGCACCAUGUUAACAAUUCCAACCUUGAUGUUCAGUUUCAAUAAGAUGUAUUAAGUCACUGCAUGGGUAUUUCCAAAGAAAUUGUAUGACAAAGCAUUGCAUGACCAAAGCAUUGCAUGACCAGUUUUAAUUUUGUAAGUAUAUCAUCUUGUUCUAACCUCCUCCACCAUGCAAGGUCCUCCUUGUUUGUUAUGUGUAGAUGGUCAUAGAUGAUUGAGGAGAGGGCAGACCUUUUGCCUGAAAUUGUGUGAACUUUAAAGAAUUUUUAGUAACAGGGCUGUCAUUAAGGGCCGUGGGCUGGCAAUUUUCCCCAGCUACUAUAAACAUGACCCCCGCCUACUUUUCUAGGGAAAUAGAAGAAAAAUAGAAGCAAACAAAAUCCCUGUUCUUGGAUUCCCUGUCUACUUGUAUCAUUAGCCUGGCAACUUGAAAUUUUAAUGACAUCCCUGAGUAAAACCUGUCCUCUAGAGUCUUUAAUUUUUUGGAUGCAGAUGCUAUCAGAGUUCUUUAGCCUAUAAAUUAAUAAAAAGUAUCUUUCAUAAAGCUGGUAAGUCUCCUGUCUCUACUUCUUCAAAAGGUGGAUAACUGUAUCCUAUCCAGUGGAUGGUGCAAUCAUUUUUCCUAAUACUUAUCCACUGGAUAGUGAUUUCUCUGGUGAAUAGCUCUAUCUAAUGUUUGAACAACUAGGNUGUAUCAUUAGCCUGGCAACUUGAAAUUUUAAUGACAUCCCUGAGUAAAACCUGUCCUCUAGAGUCUUUAAUUUUUUGGAUGCAGAUGCUAUCAGAGUUCUUUAGCCUAUAAAUUAAUAAAAAGUAUCUUUCAUAAAGCUGGUAAGUCUCCUGUCUCUACUUCUUCAAAAGGUGGAUAACUGUAUCCUAUCCAGUGGAUGGUGCAAUCAUUUUUCCUAAUACUUAUCCACUGGAUAGUGAUUUCUCUGGUGAAUAGCUCUAUCUAAUGUUUGAACAACUAGGGCCAGGCCUGUCUUUCUGAAUUUUUUUUCUGGGUGAUCUGUCUUUGUUAAGCGCCCUUUUACUAUUCCAUUGCAGAUGGUUACCCUUACAAAGAACAAGCAAAAACGUCCUAAAAACUGGGCAGAUGCUCCUGCAUUUGUUCCGGUAAGCAAUUUUAGGUGUUACAGCAGCCUUUUUCCUCAAUACCUCUACUCUUUUGUUUGAGAAUGAUCAUCUAUUUAACCAGAUUAUUUUGAAAUUCGUCAUAAAUUUUUUUUCUCUAGGGUCAAACCUACCAAGGAAUUAGUUCCUCUGAUAAAGAGACUGACACUUCAAAACCAGUAAGUUUAAAUAUACCAGUUAAACUUCAAGUUGAAAUGUACAUUGUCUGUUGUAUCUAGGGAUGCUUAGCUGGUCAACACACCCACAUAAAUGCCACUAAAUAAACAUGUUGUCAUUCUUUACUGUAAAUUACAUACCACAUUGAUUAGGUUUUUCUUCCUGGAUUUAUGGCCCAAGGACAAAGUGUGCACUAGCUACAAUGUAUGGCUGGGGAAACCAUUACCAGUAGUUUGAUCACUGGUCACAAUAUUUAAAAAAAAAAUGUCAGUUGAAUAACUUUGAUGCAUGAUUUCAAACUUUGUCAAGAAAAUUAAUUUUAAAUGAUGUUAGGGUGUAGAGGGUGCGGGGAUGGCAGUUGGCCCCACGUUAAAUGGAGUGAGUAUACAAUGGAUUAACCCCAUUAAUACAACCAGUAUUGGUCGGAAGAAUUCUUACAAAACUGUGAUAUUCCUGGCAUAAAAUCCCAGUCAUAUUAACAAGAUUGUCAAGAAAAGAAUGACAGUUUUUAUUAAGUCUGGGCCAGAAUAACACUGUUAGCAGUAAGUAGCUCCUCUUUCAUCAUGUAGGUUUCCAGUCCCUUGUCAUAUUCUGCAGCUGCACAGAGUGGUGUAGAGUUUGUAGAUGAACUUACUGAUGAACAGGCUGCUCAAAUGGUGAGUGUGAUGUUUAUUUAAGUUAGAUUUGUGGCAUAAUAAGUCCUUUUUAUGUGGCCACUGUCUGCAUGUAUUUAAGGGCCAGUUAAUGAAGAGAGUUCUAGCAGCCACAUAUUCAGUAAAUCACUGAAAACAGAAUCUCUGUUAAUUAUGUGGCCAACCUCAGCAACCAGUUGUCCCUUCCCUGGGUAUGGUCACUUGAUAAAGGUUUGACUCUAUUUUUUUAUAAAAGCAUAAUAACAUUAUUUAAAAUAACAGAUCAUUCCCGCAUUCCUGUCAACAAAGGCUCCAAUUUGAGGAUUGGGUCCAGCGGACAAAAUACGGUGAUUUGUAUGAAAUCGUCCACCCGAGCCUCAACCUCAUUUCUUUAUGUUUACUCACGGUAGCGAAAUAUGGGAAAGGUCCAUAUUCUUCAUGGUGUGGUUAUAUUGAAUAUCCUCAUCAAGUGCAAGGCUGGAACACUGGGCUUCGCCAGCUGGUAACCUUUGAUAAUUUGCACUCAGAAACUGUAAUUAAUAUAUUUUAACCAAAAAGCAUUCUCAUGCUAAAAAAAUUGCGUGCUUUAUUUUGCUAAAGCAAAAGUUACUUAACUAGGCCAAAAAUGAUGAUCUCCUCUCUGCUCUUGUCAGCUCUGUCCAUUUGCCGCAGCGGUAGGAGUUUGCCCUUUGGAAGAAAGGUAACAAAAGAGAUUUAUUUUGCUACUCAUUUACAUUAACAACAAGUAUCUCGAUCAUAAGUAAUGGGGCGGUUUAAAUAUCCAGUAAGAUGACAGAGGAAGAAUGUUGCCGGUAAAUCGUGCGUUUAGUGUGGUAUUGUUUAUUCCCAAAACUUCGCAGUCUCUUGCAUGGGCUCCAGUAGCAAGGAGUUGAAAUAUGGAUUGUACUAGUCGGAUCCAAAAAGUUUCUUUCAAAGGCGUUUUACACUAAAAAACUAGCUAAUUAUAUUAUGCCUAGGGAUGGAGAAAUUCUAAGGCGGUAAGGCCUUUCCUCGACUGAAAUUUCUGUACCCCAAGUGUCAAGUAUCAUGGUAAAGGUUAUGCUUUGACUCAUAAAUUAAAUUGAAUACUGUUUUUUAAAAUAUUUUUGUUUCUUACUUAUUUUUUUGCUGAAAUGUUAUUUGUAUUAGUACUGUCUGCAUAAUAGGAAUUAUAGUUCUCGGUGAUCUUUUUGCUUAAAAUAAGUAGCAUACAAUUGCACCCAUAGCCAGUAAUCAUAUUGAGCUUGGGAAUUAUUUAUCAAGGCAUUGAAAUGGACAACCUGUGCCUUCUAUCAGUAGUUUUAAUUUUGAAAAUGUAGCACAAAAAAGUCGGCUGCUUCCCAAGUAGUUCUACUAGUAGUGGCCUUACCAGCAGGUAGUUAUUUGGUGUGCUUAGUUUGUGGUUGAAAUAUAGUGGCGCGAUGUAUCAUUAGCCUGGCAACUUGAAAUUUUAAUGACAUCCCUGAGUAAAACCUGUCCUCUAGAGUCUUUAAUUUUUUGGAUGCAGAUGCUAUCAGAGUUCUUUAGCCUAUAAAUUAAUAAAAAGUAUCUUUAAUAAAGCUGGUAAGUCUCCUGUCUCUACUUGUUCAAAAGGUGGAUAACUGUAUCCUAUCCAGUAGAUAGUGCAAUCAUUUUUCCUAAUACUUAUCCACUGGAUAGUGAUUUCUCUGGAGAGUAGCUCUAUCUAAUGUUUGAACAACUGGGGCCAGGCCUGUCUUUCGGAAUUUUUUUUCUGGGUGAUCCAUCUUUGUUAAGAGCCCUUUUACUAUUCCAUUGCAGAUGGUUACCCUUACAAAGAACAAGCAAAAACGUCCUAAAAACUGGGCAGAUGCACCUGCAUUUGUUCCGGUAAGCUAUUUUAGGUGUUACAGCAGCCUUUUUCUUCAAUACCUCUACUCUUUUGUUUGAGAAUGAUCAUCUAUUUAACCAGAUUAUUUUGAAAUUUCGUCAUAAAUUCUUUGUCUCUAGGGUCAAACCUAUCAAGGAAUUAGUUCCUCUGAUAAAGAGACUGACACUUCAAAACCAGUAAGUUUAAAUGUACCAGUUAAACUUCAAGUUAAAAUGUACAUUGUCUGUUGUAUCUAGGGAUGUUUAGCUGGUCAACACACUCACAUAAAUACCACUAAAUAAACAUGUUGUCAUUCUGUACUGAAAAUUACAUACCAAGUUGAUUAGGUUUUUCUUCCUGGAUUUAUGGCCCAAGGACAAAGUGUGCACUAGCCACAAUGUAAGGCUGGGGAAACCAUUACCAGUAGUUCGAUCACUGGUCACAAUAUUUUAAAAAAAUAUGUCAAUUGAAUAACUUUGAUGCAUGAUUUCAAACUUUGUCAAGAAAAUUAAUUUUAAAUGAUGUUAGGGUGUCGAGGGUGCGGGGAUGGCAAUAUUUAUUGGCCCCACGUUAAAUGGAGUGAGUAUACAAUGGAUUAACCCCAUUAAUACAACCAGUAUUGGUCAGAAGAAUUCUUACAAAACUGUGAUUCCUGGCAUAAAAUCCCAGUCAUAUUAACAAGAUUGUCAGGAAAAGAAUGACAGUUUUUAUUAAGUCUGGGCCAGAAUAAUACAGUCACUGUUAGCAGUAAGUAGUUCCUCUUUUAUCAUGUAGGUUUCCAGUCCCUUGUCAUAUUCUGCAGCUGCACAGAGUGGUGUAGAGUUUGUAGAUGAACUUACUGACGAACAGGCUGCUCAAAUGGUGAGUGUGAUGUUUAUUCAAGUUAGAUUUGUGGCAUAAUAAGUCCUUUUUAUGUGGCCACUGUCUGCAUGUAUUUAAGGACCAGUUAAUGAAGAGAGUUCUAGCAGACACAUAUUCAGUAAAUCACUGAAAACAGAAUCUCAGUUAAUUAAGUGGCUAACCUCAGUAACCCGUUGUCCCUUCCCUGGGUAUGGUCACUUGGUAAGGGUUUGACUCUAUUUUUUUCAUAAAAGCAUAAUAACAUAAUUUAAAAUAACAGACCUUUCCCGCAUUCCCAUCAACAAAGGCACCAACUCAAGGCUUGGGUCCAGCAGACAAAUAGGGUCAUUUGUAUGAAAUUGUCCACCCAAGCCUCAACCUCAUUUCUAUAUGUUUGCUGAUGGUAGCGGAGUACGGGAAAGGUCUAUAUUCUUCAUGGUGUGGUUAUACACCUAUUUCAAUAAAGGUUGCUUUGGGAUUUGGUCAUUGAAAUGCAGAACACAAAUUAUACAAUACAAUGCAAUGCUUUGCUUGAGUGACCACCAAACAAUGGCUUUCAAAGACCUAAGCACGAUUCCCAAAGCAACCUUUAUUGAAAUAGGUGUAUAUUGAAUAUCCUCAUCAAGUGUAAGGCUGGAAGACUGGGCUUCACCAACGGGUAACCUUGAUAAUUUGCACUCAGAAACUGUAAAUUUUAACCAAAAAGCAUUCUCAUGCUAAAAUAAUUGCAUGCUAUAUUUUGCUAAAGCAAAAGUUACUUAACUAGGCUGAAACUGAUGAUCUCCUCUCUGCACUUGUCAGCUCUGUCCAUUUGCCGCAGCAGUAGGAGUUUGCCCUUUGGAAGAAAGGUAACAUAAGAGAUUUAUUUUGCUACUAAUUAACAACAAGUAUCCCAAUCAUAAGUAAUGGGGCAGUUUAAAAUUAAUUUCUAGUAAGAUGACAGAGGAAGAAUGUUACCGGUAAAUCGCUUGUUUAGUGUGGUAUUGUUUAUACCCAAAACUUCGUAGUCUCUAGCAGGGGCUCCAGUAGCAAGGAGUUGAAAUGUGGAUUGUACUAGUCGGGUCCAAAAAGUUUCUUUCAAAGGCGUUUUACACUAAAAUACUAGCUAACUAUAUUAUGCCUAGGGAUGGAGAAAUUCUAAGAUGGUAAGGCCUUUCCUCGACUGAAAUUUCUGUAGCCUAAGUGUUAAGUAUCAUGGUAAAGUUUAUGCCUUGACUCAUAAAUUAAACUGAAUACUGUUUUUUAAAAUAUUUUUGUUUCUUACUUAUUUUAUUGCUGAAAUGUUAUUUGUAUUAGUACUGUCUGCAUAAUAGGAAUUAUAGUUCUCGGUAAUCUUUUUGCUUAAAAUUCUACUAGUAGUGGCCUUACCAGCAGGUAGUUAUUUGGUGUGCUUAGUUUGUGGUUGAAAUAUAGUGGCGCGAAAGCUCUGAUGUCAAAGAUGUGGGACUAAGGUGGCAAUAGGAUUUUCUAAACAAUUAUCCAUGGGUUCCCCAUGGGUUUACUUUGAUUAGUAAUUAUAGUUAUUCAGUCAAAUCUUUAGCCAGCUAGUUUUUAAGAGAGCUGAAAUUGCCUUUUUUGUGCAUUGUGAUCUUUUAAUAGUUGCAGUUAUUUACAUGGUUUAGAAUGCGAAUAUUGUGGUAACAGAUGCCUUCACCCAUAUGACACAACACAGCAACAAGGUUAGGGUCUUCCUUAUCACCCUAUUUACUUCACUCUUUAAGGUGAUUUCUUUAAUUCUCAUCAGGGUUUGGUUACUGAAUGCUCAGAUAUUAUAUACACAAAAUUUGAGUUGGAAUGAUACUAAUUGCAUUUUACGUUGUAAAUUUUGUUUUGUAGAACAUCAUCAGUUUUGUGUUGAGAGCCAUGAAAAAGACAUGGAACACUCCUUUGCGGUCCAAAGGUAAAAAUUACUUUAUGUGUUUGUAAGUAAUAUUGUUAACGCCUUUGGUUUUUAUUGGAGUUAACCGUAUCUGAUUCUUACACCUAGCCAAUGAAGUCUAAAAAAAGCUGAUUUUUGCUAGACAGGGUCAUUAACUUAUCUCAGUUCAUAUGCACGUUCUAUUUUCAAAACGCAACGUCUCGAAAAUCCGCAGAAUCAUCCUUUCUUCACACAGAAUGGUAUUAGAAUGUGAUGAUUUACUGAACAGAUAUAAUUAAUUUAUUUUUAAUUACCAAUUAAAGUGUAAAUGUUGCUUAUCUGUUAAGCCCGGGUCAAAACCAUUCUUCAGAUGAGUAUAAUUUUUUUAUCAUAGAUGAAAGAAAUAGUGGAUACCUAAAAACUGCUUUAAAAAUUGUUGCGAUUGUUUUCUUUUAAAAUAAGCACCUCCUAAAUACAUUUAAGUAAAAAUAAAAUUAAAAAUAAAUUUUGUAAUCAGUUGAAACCGCAAUUUAAAAGUUUUUUUUUUCAUAGAGUCAAGCCACUGUACAUGCUUAGCAUUCGCAAUUCAACUCAGUUAGCCCUUUGAUUUAACUUGUUAUGUGAAUUAUUUUCUUUUUUGCUUUGUUGCAGGAGCGAGGGUGUGGCUUGUGGAAUCUGUUUAGAGGUAGUGCGGUCAAAAGAAAUCCCUAGCGAACAGAGAUUUGGAAUUCUAAGUAAGUAGUUUUGUGGUAUUGUACUGCGGUUGUUUUGAUUUAAAGUAGAGGGAUUAAAUACGAGAGAAGCGAGUCAUGUAUGGUGUUGUGGAAGGGAAGUAUCCUCUUCUAUAAAUCUUGGCACGCUUCAACGAAUGGAGUCGACUCUGCUGAAUAUAAUGGUUUUACGUUUUUAUAUUGAAAGUAAUUUCCUUUGCAGAAAAAUGUCCGCGAAAACCUGAAACUUGUAUCAAAAGAAGAAUCACUGGAACAUUAAUUCUUGUUAGGAGUACUAUCCCAACGAAAAAAGAAUCAAAACAACAAAAAAAGCGGGACUAUCUCUUCUGAAUUUGUUGGUUACUAGCUAAACUAAAUAAUGUUGCUGCAGAAACGUUGUUUCUUCUUAUGUGACUAAACCAACAAACAUUUCAUCGGAUGCAAAAUUUGCGUCCGGGAAGUGUGAAUUAAGUAAUUACUGUUUCGCCCUGGAAUCGCAACAUUCGAUUUUCGCGAAGUAAAAGUUGGAAAUAUUUGCUUCUGCAACAAUGUAAUGUUGCAAGAUCAGUGUUUCCUGGUUCACCCAUUUCCUGGGAGUUAAGAAAUCUGACUAAAGGUAAUUAUUCUUUUGUUUUAGCUGACUGUAACCAUGCUUUCUGUUUGUCGUGUAUUCGUCGCUGGAGAAACACAUCUCUAUCAACAAACAAGGUUGUCAGGUAAUGAUACUUAGAUGAAUCCUAGCAGCUCAGUUGAAAAACAGCGGGGAACUCCCUCGUAGAUCCCACCCUCUUGACCGUAAAAAGAUGGUGCCGAUUGUCCACUCUUUUCAGACUUGUAGAAACUAAGUAUUCGACACACUAGCCUGCCUCGCGAAAUGUCCUCAGCGGCGAAGGGCGAGGAGAAACAGCUGUUUUCGCAGAGACACACGCGAUACGUGUUAAUGAUCACAAUUAAAAAUUAAAAGGUGCAGUUUUCGUUGCGGAAUGAACUCUGACUUCUAACCUUUGAAGAGGGUCCUUGUAAGACGUCCUUGGAACAAUCCAAGCUCAAGCUUUUAAUUGAUGUGUAACUAUUCACCAUUACCAUGUUACUUCCUUGUCCCCAGGCCUCAUUUUUCCGCGCGGCCUAUGCGUUUCGGGUCACGUGGUCCGAGCGAUUUGUGUUUCUCCCGGCCGUACGUCUCGGAUACGUCACCGAAAAGCAUUGACCGAGAAGGCCUGGAAAGACGCCGUGGAGGGACUUGGCAAACCGUAAUACACCUUAUUUACCCCCGCCCCCCGCUGCGUUGUCGUUAAUUUUCCUUGGGACUACUGUAAUACCCAGGAGAAAUUGAAGGCAAUGGUUAUGAAAAAUGUUGGGGGGGGGGGGGGGGGGGUAAACAAGGUGCGCGUAUUAUGGGCAGGGGGAAAAUGGUGAAUUUAGUCCGUCUAAUAAAAAAAUAUGGCGUCUCAUCUGUUUUGUAGUAUAUCAAAUAUACGCUGAUACGCUGUGAAGCAGAGGCCACUAUUAGGUUCAAGUCAGUUUUGUGUUACAACCAGGAUCGUAAAAAAGAGAUGACAGAAAUCUUAAUUGAAAUUAGCAUUCUUCUAGUGAUAUUAGAAGAUAAUUCUCGUUCUGUUUUUUCCUUCCUUAGAACAUGCCCUAUUUGUCGAGUACCUUCUGCAUUUGUUACUCCG